This is a messenger RNA of Aspergillus sclerotioniger CBS 115572, 854 nucleotides long. RefSeq names its product sulfotransferase family protein. The record is from RefSeq and is a predicted model, not a curated record. Lineage: Eukaryota; Fungi; Ascomycota; Eurotiomycetes; Eurotiales; Aspergillaceae. The transcript is spliced from 4 exons. Bases 79 to 828 code for a protein of 249 amino acids.
CCUUUCGCCAUGGCACCCCAUCAGAGGGAGGUCCCUCCCGCCUCUCGCCCAGAGGACAUGAAAGUCCUGUGAUUGGGCAUGUCCCGCACCGGAACCAUGUCGUUGUAUGUCGCACUCAAAGAACUAGGCUAUGCAUGCUACCACAUGGUGAAAUGUUCCCUCGACAAUAGCAACAAUUCCCUAGGCAAUUGGAACCAAGCCAUCGAGGCGAAAUACCACGGCAAGGGACGCGCCUUUCAAGGCAGUGCCGAUUUUGACAGGAUGCUCUGGCGAUAUGAUGCCGUCACCGACAUCCCCUGCAUCCUCUUCGCCGAAGAAUUGAUAGAUGCAUACCCCAACGCGCAGAUUAUUCUGACCAACCGAAAUAUCGACACUUGGGCGAUUUCAGUGGAACGCUCCUUCAUGUCUAUUCUAACAAUGAAACGCUGGAAGCUUCUGGAGAGGCUUGACACCGUUUGGACCCGCCCCUACAUCAAACUCCUCACCUCCGCUCUCGACAUCUGGACCGACGGAAACUGGAAAGAUCGUAGUCGCUUAAUGGCAAGCUUCAAGGACCACUAUGAGCAUGUCCGCGAGGCAGCGCAGGCGCGGGGACGACCAGUGCUGGAGUACCGAGUGCAUGAGGGCUGGGGACCGCUGUGCAAGUUCCUGGGUAAGGAGCAGCCUGAUCGCCCUUUUCCGAAGGUGAAUCAGGGGGAUUGGACUGCGCAGUAUCAUGUUGUUGUGUUUUGGUGGGUGUUUUUGACGAAAGUGUGGUGGGUAUUGGUGUCUUUUGGAUUGUCGCUGGUUGUUGUUUUGGUGGCUUGGUGGGUUAGGUCUAGUGAAUGAUGGAUGGAAGCAGAUAUGGUAGCAGG